AUGACAUCCAAACGGGACAUAUUUGUUAAAACAAUAGCUACACGUCGUAGUGUCUAUUCUCAAGAUCGUCUUGAACAAAUUUUAAGUGAAUCAAUUCAAGCGAAAGAAAAAGAACCAGGAGAUCGUACAGCAAAAGAUUAUCGUCGUAUUAAACGAUUUGAUAUUGUUGACGUACAAGGAAAACAACGCCUUGUUGCUGCACGUACAGAUAAUGAAGAGAAAGAUAUACGAUUUUUUGUAUCCAUUGAAGAAAUGUAUGAUAUUAUUGACUAUACACAUAAGAAAAUGAAUCACGGCGGUCGUGAUCGUUUAUGGCCAAUACUGUCAAAACAAUACGCAAAUAUUCCACGUGAAGUUAUUCAAACAUAUUUGAAAAUGUGCGAUUACUGUUGUAAACGACGUAAACGUAUUAAUACAGACAGUACAAAUGACAAUGCAAAUCUUAGUGUACAUAAUGAUACAAAUGAAUUAAUGGAUACAAGUUUAACAAAUAUUAUUCAUGAUAUUCAACCAUUACAACCAACAAAUAUUAUUAAACAUGAACAACAUCUUCAACAACAGCAGCAACAACAACAACAUAUUGUUACACAAUCAGCACCUAUUGUUAUACAUAAUAAUAUAAAUACUAGUCUUCAUCAACAACUUCCAGUUGAGAAUAUUUUUGAUGCAGGAAAUUCUCAUGUCAUGAAUCGUUUAUGUGAAUAUGAUUUAAUUGAUUUACAAAAUGCACAUGAUGGUGAUUACGGCUAUGUUCUUGUCUAUCAAGAUUAUUUAACAAAAUUUACUCAAUUACGUCCAUUAAAAACAAAGUCACCUAUUGAAUUAGGUACAACAUUAAUGGAUAUUUUCUGUAUAUUUGGUCCCCCACUUGUCUUACAAUCCAGUGCAGAUCUUCAUAUUGAGAAUUCAGCAAUACAACAAACACUUGAGGCUGUAUGGCCUGGUAUUCGACUUUAUCAAGAUGAUUCUUCACAAUGGCGUGAAACAGCUAAACUACGUAAUGAACAAAUACGUUCAAUGAUAGCAGCAUGGAUGUUUGUCAAUAAUAAUCCACGUUGGUCAUAUGGAUUAAAAUUUGUUCAAUUAACGUUGAAUUCAAAUAUUAAUAAUGAAUUAAAACGUUCACCAUACGAAGCAUUGUUUAAAAUGUUACCAGUUUUAAGACCAGCAACAGUUACAUUAUCAUCUACAACAACAGAUAUGUCAUUACAACCACAACAGCAACAGCAUAUUCAACAGCAGCAUCAUCAUCAUUCCCAAUUACUUCAGCCAACAGCAGCUGUUGUACCACCUUCAUCACAUUCUCCAUCAGGCAGUGCUAAUGAAGGUGAUUUUGUUACACCAAAUGUUAAUAUUUUGCCAUCAACAAUCUCGACAUCAGAUCGGAUUAAAGCAGAAAUGUAA
Molecule: messenger RNA, 1404 nt
Organism: Rotaria socialis
Lineage: Eukaryota; Metazoa; Rotifera; Eurotatoria; Philodinida; Philodinidae
Source: the annotation of a GenBank genome assembly